AUGGUACUGAAUGGUAAACGUGUGCUCACCGUAGUAUCAGGAGCCUCACGAGGUAUCGGCAAAGAAAUUGCUGUUCAAGUGUCGAAACGGGUUGCGCCAAACUCAGUCUUUCUACUCACGGCUCGUAACGAAGCUACCUUAUUACAAAUCAAGCAGGGUAUUCUCGACAGCUCAGAAAAAGCUCAAGUAUGGAUAGUUGUCUGUGAUAUGGGAUCAUUUAACGACGAUGCGAUUAACACUUUCAAAGAGGUUCUCGAAGAGAUUAAAGAAACGGUCCAUUCGACAGCCUUAUCUUUCCACAUACUUGUGGUAGCCGUUGCAAAAGAAAGAUUCGUUGUAAAUAUCACAUCUCUGGUCGCAAUUCAAGGAUUCCCGUCGUUAACGCAGUAUUCCGUGGGAAAAGCAGCCCGUGAGGCAUUCUUCCGUGGUUUGGCAGUUGAGGAUCAGACCGUGAAAGUGUUCAACUACGCUCCAGGUCCCGUCGAUACAGCGAUGCACGACGUGGUCGCGAAACAGUCAUUCGACGAAGGAAUACGAGCUGUCUUUUCACAGAAUACCUCACUUACACAUGAUGCUCACCGUUCAUGCUUGACUCCGACGCAAACGGUCGAAAAAAUGCUCAAACACACUCGAGUGAGAACAAUUCCUCAAGUAUGUGCGCCCGAAUUGAUUAUUUUGAUGAUGAAAAGUGACAUUAAAUAUUUUAUCAUAUCUGUUUUCAAAGAAAUAAUUUUAUAG
This is a messenger RNA of Cooperia oncophora, 738 nucleotides long. The record is from the annotation of a GenBank genome assembly. NCBI's taxonomy places the organism in Eukaryota, Metazoa, Nematoda, Chromadorea, Rhabditida, Trichostrongylidae.